AAACACUCUUACCUAACUCCCACUUUAGGAAACAACCUAACCUAAGGAUAAGCCACCAGUGUUGAGAAAGAGCCUGGUCACCAGUUCGUUGUGAGCAGCCACUUUGUUGUGAGAGAACUGCAAGUACUAAAAAAUGGGCGGUCGUUCUGCACUUUUGCUGGCCCUCGUGGCAGGCGCUGAAGGAUACCAGAUCCGCCAUGCGAAUACGCGUAUACAUCAUAUGCUUCCUACUUUUAGAUUAUUUAGAUUUGUUUAUACAAGAACGUGUAGUUAUUCCUAUUUAAAGUCUUCUUGAUUUGAUUAUUGUUCUAUCCUCAAAACUUCAGUGCGUCGACCGGGAGGAAAGCCGUUCUCUUUGAAGUUCCACAUCGACGAUCCGCGCAAAUUGUAUGCUUUUUUGGAUGCAUGCUUUUUUGAUGAGAAGUAUGGAAAAGAAGUCUAAAUUUUCCGGACCUUCCAGAAAAGAAUUCCAGUAGAGAAUUCCAAUAUUUCUCUCACAUCCUUUCAUCUCUUCAAAAAUAUCAGCGUCCCACGUUCUUUUCUCCACUAAAAAUACAGCGUUGCACUUUUGCAGCAGCCAAAUGCCACUACUCCAGCGGCUGCUGCGGCCGUCGCUACGACUACUGUUGCCGCUGUUGGAGGUGCCUCUACCACUCCGGCCGUUGCUGCUGCCAGCACUGUGGCUCCUGCUCCCGACGCUACCACUCCUGCUGCUUCUCCCGUCGCUACUACUGUUCCUGCUCCGGCUUCUGCUGAUGAUAAAAUCAAGACACUGAUUGAGGUAUAUACUUCUGUCCAUUUUCAGACGAAACCCUAUCUUCUUAUCAACACUGUACUCUGUUUUGCCGCACACAUGCAUCUAUAGAAUCAGUUAUGGCACCUAAAUCUAAACUUUUCCAGACCUCUACGUCCCCUGCUUUUAAAAACCACAUGUCCUCACUUCCACCUGAAAAAACUCAAAAAUUAGAAUACCACCACAACGGUUAUGAAGUGUUUUACUUUUGCCACAAAACCCAUCUCUUCAGGAUACGACUACGACGGUUAUCAAGUGCUUCUUUUCCAAGGGUAGCUAUGUAUCCACCGACACCGAUGCAGACUGCUCUAGCGUGGAUGUUGUUUUAUGACCCCCUGAGAAUAAAUAAAUACUAAAAUGAUCAUCACGAGAGGUAAAAACCAAGUACCUUCAUCUCUCCAUGAUGAAGAUUAUCGCUCUAUUAGUAUGUUCUUGCGUAUGAAGUGCCUUUCUGGCAGCCCCUUUCCAGCAGAGUUGUGGGACGCCGUCCUGUGUAGUACACCUUGUAGUACUAUUUCUAGCAGAAGUCCUAUGUUGCGUAGUACAUCACCUUGUAGGACACCUCCCUUGGGAAAACUUGUCCCCCAACAAACCCCUACCCCAACGACCCCACACCGCCACCAAUCCCCCUACGAAGCGCUAAUACCAGUUGCAAUGGUACCGAUGGAUCCAUCCACCGGUCAGAAGGGUUACCAAAUCACCGCCACCGUCACUGGUUUCGGAAUUCCAUCGGAAUUGUACUAUUCUUGCUUAGUGGAGGAUUUUUUUUUUGAAUGGUUCCGAUAUUUGGUAACCUGAAUUUGAAUCAUAAGGAUUUGCACUUUUCUUGAAUGACCUUACCGCUACGACUACAGAUCAACAGAUGUAGGUGCAACGCAUCAAUCAAGUUGGUUUCUGAAUGUAGCGUUUAAGUUUUACUAGAGAGCAACAUCAACAGGUCUGUGAUUGUAUUUUCUCUCUUUGGUAUUAUAGAUGACUCUCUAAAUCCAAAUGUGCAGGUUCAGCGACGAUAGCAUGUUGAAAUUGCAGACCACUUUGCAAGGUGCACUGCGCGCAAAGGAUGAACUGCAGUCGACCAAUGUCUCCGCUAUCACCCCAGCUGGAACAGGUACUACUACCACUACUACUACUUCCACUACUACUACUUCCGAUGAUGUACUCAAUCGUAGGCACACACCGACUCUGGACGAAAGAAAACGGGACUUUUAUCUAAUGAAAAAGACUAAAACUUCUAAUUUUUGAUCGAGAAAAAUCUCAACGAAAAUCUCGGAAAUAUUUUUACCACACAGAUGAUUCCAGCGCUACCACUGGGCCACCGGCAGCACCAGCUGGGACGACCCCUGCGGCUGCGGCUGCUGCUGCGGCUGGGAGUGUACCAACGACAGUUGCACCGGCAGCGGGCGGAGCAGCGUCAGGUGCACCGGCAGCGGCCGGAGCAACGUCAGGUGCACCGGCAGCGGCCGGAGCAACGUCAGGUGCACCGGCAGCGGCAGGAGCAACGUCAGGUGCACCGGCAGCGGCCGGAGCAACGUCAGGUGCACCGGCAGCGGCAGGAGCAACGUCAGGUGCACCGGCAGCGGCCGGAGCAACGUCAGGUGCACCGGCAGCGGCCGGAGCAACGUCAGGUGCACCGGCAGCGGCCGGAGCAACGUCAGCUGCACCGGCAGCGGGCGGACCAACGACAGCCGCCUCGGCAUCGCCAUAAAUGCGGUAGAAGAAACUGGUGGCGGGAUGAUGUCUUUGGUAGCGAGGGAAGGGCUUCUUAGGUUCAUCGUCAUACUGAUCACUCAAGAAUAG
Molecule: messenger RNA, 2590 nt
Organism: Amoebophrya sp. A25
Lineage: Eukaryota; Dinophyceae; Syndiniales; Amoebophryaceae
Source: the annotation of a GenBank genome assembly